Messenger RNA from Arabidopsis arenosa, 2202 nucleotides. The record is from the annotation of a GenBank genome assembly. NCBI's taxonomy places the organism in Eukaryota, Viridiplantae, Streptophyta, Magnoliopsida, Brassicales, Brassicaceae.
UUCUGCCUCGGUUCUCUUGCUUCCGCUUCGGUUCGAUCGCUUGCUCAGUAUUUCUAGUCGGUUCGCACUUGGGUGGGCGAUAUGACUGUGAGGAACGGUGGUUUCCCAGGAGAUUACUAUCGUAACAGCUUUGACACUCCUGGUGGCUGUGAUGAUAGCCCUAAUGCUUCCGAAGAUGAAACUUUUGGUGGCCCGAGAAUGGUUUUACCCUUGUCUGACUUGUCAUCAUCGGAAAGAAAAAAGUUGAUUCGUACGCUUCGUCAGGAGCUGGAACAAAUACGCUCCUUUCGAAAGAAUGUUGUGGACCUUCGUGUAUCUAAGACCAGUACACCUGUGAGUAAUAAUAUGUCUCGACCCAAGAGUUUUGGAAUGGCACGAUGCUCUGCUGGUCCUGGAAAAAGGGUGCUCCCCUUUACAGCAACCAAACCAGAGCCAGUCACCACUUCUACAAUGCUUCGGAUGAAGCAAUGUGAGACCCUCCUCAAACGAUUGAUGUCCCAACAGCAUUGUUGGCUCUUUAAUGCCCCUGUCGAUGUGGUCAAGCUCAACAUUCCUGAUUAUUUCACUAUUAUCAAACAUCCUAUGGAUUUAGGAACUGUAAAGAGCAAGUUAACUUCCGGCACUUAUUCAACCCCAUCAGAGUUUUCUGCUGAUGUCCGUCUUACUUUCCGCAAUGCAAUGACUUAUAACCCCUCAGAUAACAAUGUUUAUCAUUACGCUGAUACUCUCAGCAAGUUUUUUGAAGUGAGGUGGAAAACUAUCAAUAAGAAGUCAUCCGGAAACAAAUCUGAACCAAGUAACUUGGGUACUCUUGCUCACAAAGAUAUUGCAAUGCCUGAGCCUCUGGCUAAGAAGAGAAAGAUGAAUGCUGUCAACCAUGACAGCCUCUUAGAGCCUGCUAAACGGGUUAUGACAGAUGAGGAUAGAGUUAAGCUUGGCAGAGAUUUGGGGUCCUUGACAGAAUUCCCGGUACAGAUAAUAAAUUUCCUGAGAGAUCACAACUCCAAGGAAGGGAGAUCUGGAGAUGAUGAGAUAGAGAUUGACAUUAAUGAUCUCAGUCAUGAUGCCUUGUUCCAGUUGCGGGAUCUCUUUGAUGAGUUUUUGCGAGAAAAUCAAAAGAAAUAUGUAAACGGUGAACCCUGUGAGUUAGAGCUUUUAGAUGGGUCAGGGCCAGGAAAUUCAUUGACGCAACACUGUGGUGGGAGCGAAAUGGAGGACGAGGAUGUUGACAUUGGUAAUUAUGAGCACCCUAGAUCUCACAUCCCAUCUGUCAGGACAGAAAAAGGUAUGGCGUUAGAGGACUCCUGUGGCUCUAGUAGCUCGGAGAGUGUACCAGAUGAUCCUAAAACCACAAGAUUAUUGAGUUCAUCAAAGAUGUCUGAAAGUAUGGAUUCAGAAUCUCCCUUGGAUGGAGCUACAAGCAGUUCCCCAAGGAGAAAACAUUCCGUCGGCGGAUUGAAUCAACUGGAAGAUGCAUCCAAAGAGAAGCUAAGUCUUAUUGAGGGGGCAAAUGGUCAUCAAGAUGGCAAUAGUGCUCCGAAUGAGAAGCAAUUACCUCCAGAAAAGCGUUACAGGGCUGCUAUAUUGAAAGAUCGAUUUGCGGAUAUAAUCUUGAAGGCUAAAGAGAUAACUCUUAAUCAGAAUGAGAAACGAGACCCAGAGAAAGUGCGACGUGAGAAGGAAGAACUCGAAUUGCAAAAGAAGAAAGAAAAAGCACGGUUACAAGCAGAAGCCAAGGAAGCUGAAGAAGCUCGUAGAAAAGCUGAGGCAGAAGCUGCAGCUGAAGCUGCGGCUGAGGCUAAGAGGAAACUGGAAUUUGAAAGAAAAGCAGCCCGGCAAGCAUUGCUUGAGAUGGAGAAGUCGGUUGAAAUAAAUGAGAACACAAGGUUUCUCAAGGACCUAGAACUGCUUAAAACGGUUAACACGGACCAGUUUAGAAAUCUAAGAGAUGUUGGCUCUGACUCUGAUGGGUUGGGUGUUUUUGGGUUUGGGGGAAGCAAUCCUCUAGAGCAGUUGGGGCUAUUUAUGAAACGUGAUGAGGAUGAAGAUGAGGCCGACCUGCUUGCGUUUCCAGAUCCCGGCAAUGAAGUAGAAGAGGGUGAAAUCGACUGAGAUUCAUGAGUGUGUUACUGUGUUAUGUCUUGGGUAGUAGCAGUCAAGUGUACAUGAAUCAGAGAGUUGUAAAAAAUGAUAGUUUAGAUU